Molecule: messenger RNA, 2288 nt
Organism: Pogona vitticeps (central bearded dragon)
Lineage: Eukaryota; Metazoa; Chordata; Lepidosauria; Squamata; Agamidae
Source: RefSeq, a predicted model, not a curated record
UGAUUUUAAACAAGGAGCUGCUGUUGAAGCAUCAUUCAGUUUGUUCUUCUCUGUCCGGAGGCACAUCUAUCAAGCAAAGCCUGGGGGAAUCUGGAAAAAGGACUCCAGGGAUGGAGAAGAGUUGACUUAGCUUCACAGAUAUACCUAGGAAAUAUGUUCAGGUUCCUGACAGCUGUGCUUCUAGAAGUCCAGCUUACUUUCCUAGCAGCUUCACUCACAGUGGAUGUUCUUCAGCCACAUUAUUCUGCAAAGCGUGGGGACAAUGUGACCAUGGGAUGUCGCUUUCCCAUAGCAGACCCGUUCCAUUUGAUGGCUUUAAAUGUCUUAUGGCAAAAAAAGACAUUAAGGCCACCAGAGGCAAAAGAAGUCUACCUGCUCAGCAGGGGCAAAGAAGACCUCGUCCGGCAGCACAGAGAUUAUCAAGGGAGAGCGGUGAUGCUGCUUGAAGGAUUAGAAAGGGGACAUUCUAUGCUACAUAUCACCAACGUAAAGAUCACAGACGCAGGGAUGUAUAUUUGUCUUAUUCAGUAUGAGAAAGAUGCGGACUACAAGUACAUUACUUUGGAAGUUCAAGCACCAUACAAGAAAAUAGAUCUCCAGGAACAAAGAGAAGACAACAAUUUGGUCCUAACCUGUGAAUCAGAAGGGUACCCACUCGCUGAAGUUUCUUGGUACGAUGAGAACAAUCAGAAUGUCAGCAUGUUUGCAGUCACUACACAAAAACUGACAACGGAUGGAGUUUUCAACAUAACCAGCACGCUGAGAGUCAAAUCAAACAUUCCUGGAAAUUACACCUGUGUGUUCUGGAAUAAGGAACUGAAGGAAAAAACAUCAGUCCAUGCAUCAGUAUCUGGAUUAGUUACUACAAAUGAACCAGAAACUGAGGAAAAAUAUUUAAUCUCAUUUAUCCUACCAAUUUGCCUGUUAGCCUUAUGUUUUCUAAUGAUACUCAUCUUCAGAACUGUAAAGCGAAAACGAUUCACAGACAGAUGUAUCCAAAAAGGCAAAAGAAGAAAACCAGGCACAUUAACAAGGAGAAAUUUGGAUCAUCAGGCCAAGGAAUUAAAGAUGAUGCCUAUUACUGACUGAAGAGUAUUAGCAAACACAGGACUUUCUUCUUCUGUGUAUUGCCUGCAGAUAUGCACUUUCUACUCAGCUCCCUUUUGGAACUGCAUAAGGGAAGUAACAGCACUUUGGAAGGAAAUAAUGCUGAUGGUGCUUCUGCUUUUCACCAGUGCUGCAGCAUGUUCUUCUUCAUGCAUUCAGCUUUGCCACACCCAUGCUUCAGAAAAAGUGUCCCUGCUCAGCAGUUUUAAGGGGUUAUUGAAGUACAUUCCAUAUCUUUCACAGAACUGUUUGGAAGGUUGCCUUCAUUUCUAAGAAAUCUGUGUCUUCAUAGGUAUAUACAUCAGUUUUAUGUAUUAAACACGAGCUGUUUAUAGCUGGAGUUAACAUUUCUACCAGUAAGGUGUUCUUAUUGGCAGCUGGUUCAGCCAGCAGCAAUGAGGAGGCAACUCAUGCUGUGUGACAUUGAUGAGAUGUUGGCAUACAUGUACAUGGAGACAUGAACUCUCUUUGCUGGCUCACUGUCCUUUGGUGGGUGGAUGAUGAUGUCCCAUUGCUAGCAAUGAGGUAAGAUUUAAUUGCCAUUCUCAUUGCCUUCUGUACAUGACAUCCGUUCACUCAGGCAGCGGAAGAUCUUGGACCAAUCCUGCUCAUGAGUAGAAUUCAGAAAACGUAUUUAUUUAUUCCUUUUAGAUUGCACCUAUCUUCCAAUGAAUGCAAGGCAGUGUACAAAGCUCCUCCACCUCACAGGAACCCUGGAGGGAGGGAAGUAAGGCCUAAAGAAUGUGACACAAGCCAGUGACUUACUGAGUUUCAUAACCAAGUGGUGGUUUGAACCUAGACAUGCUGUGGGAUGGUGGAUGUUGUCCAAAAAAGAAACUCUUUUUAGCUCUGUUUCUGAGCACUUCCAAGAAGAAAAUAAGUGAAAGACACUUGCGUCCUUGCAAGCUGCUGCAGUGUGUGGGCUGCCACCAUGAGCUGCAAACCAGAUAUUUUCUCAUUUCAAAAGUUUCUCUAGCCACAAACUCUGUAUGAGAUGCAAGCCACAACCUCUCAGUCUUGGCCACUUCUUAUUCUCCAUUAUGAGAACAGUAGCAUUGGUCUACCAUGGACAACUGUUGUCAACAUUACUUGGGGUGGUGGCACUUCAGGUUCUGGAAAUUAGUCAUGUAAGUACUUUGAACACUAGAAUUGAUCUAAAUAAAAGUGAAGGAUUAUUCAUA